CUCCUCCCGCGCCCGCUCUGCUCUAGGAUGCUGCGGCAGGUUCUGCACAGGGGCUUGAGGACGUGUUUCUCCCGGCUCGGCCACUUCAUUGCCAGUCACCCGGUCUUCUUCGCCUCGGCGCCCGUGCUCAUCUCCAUCCUGCUCGGCGCCAGCUUCAGCCGCUACCAGGUCGAGGAGAGCGUGGAGCACCUGCUGGCGCCCCAGCACAGCCUCGCCAAGAUCGAGCGCAACCUCGUCAACAGCCUCUUCCCGGUCAACCGCUCCAAACACCGACUCUACUCGGACCUGCAGACCCCCGGGCGCUACGGCCGGGUCAUCGUCACCUCCUUCCAGAAAGCCAACAUGCUGGACCAGCAUCACACUGACCUGAUCUUAAAGUUGCAUGCUGCUGUGACCAGGAUCCAGGUUCCAAGGCCUGGUUUUAAUUACACGUUCGCCCACAUAUGUAUCCUGAAUAAUGAUAAGACUUGCAUCGUGGAUGACAUAGUGCAUGUUCUGGAGGAGCUAAAGAAUGCUCGGGCCACCAACCGGACCAAUUUUGCUAUCACAUACCCAAUCACUCACUUAAAGGACGGGAGGGCGGUGUACAACGGACACCAGCUUGGAGGCGUCACUGUGCACAGCAAGGACCGGGUCAAGUCCGCAGAGGCCGUCCAGCUCACCUACUACCUGCAGUCAAUCAACAGUCUCAACGACAUGGUGGCUGAGAGGUGGGAGUCCAGCUUCUGCGACACUGUCCGACUGUUCCAGAAAUCCAACAGCAAAGUCAAAAUGUACCCUUACACGUCCUCCUCACUGAGGGAAGAUUUCCAGAAGACCAGCCGCGUAUCAGAACGUUACCUGGUCACCAGCCUGAUCCUGGUGGUCACUAUGGCCAUCCUGUGCUGUUCUAUGCAGGACUGCGUCCGCAGCAAACCCUGGCUAGGCCUGCUCGGGCUGGUGACUAUAACCCUGGCCACUCUCACCGCGGCCGGGAUCAUCAAUCUUACUGGUGGGAAAUACAAUUCCACCUUCCUGGGAGUCCCUUUCGUCAUGCUAGGUCAUGGAUUAUACGGGACUUUUGAAAUGUUAUCCUCCUGGAGGAAAACUAGAGAAGACCAACAUGUUAAAGAGAGAACUGCAGCAGUCUAUGCAGACUCCAUGCUCUCCUUUUCUCUCACCACUGCCAUGUACCUGGUCACCUUUGGCAUAGGGGCCAGCCCUUUCACGAACAUUGAGGCAGCCAGGAUUUUCUGCUGCAAUUCCUGUAUUGCAAUCUUCUUCAACUACCUCUAUGUACUCUCGUUUUAUGGUUCCAGCCUGGUAUUCACUGGCUACAUAGAAAACAAUUACCAGCAUAGUAUCUUCUGUAGAAAAGUCCCAAAGCCCGAGGCAUUGCAGGAGAAGCCGGCAUGGUACAGGUUUCUCCUGACAGCCAGAUUCAGCGAGGACACAACUGACGGCGAGGAAGCGAACACUUACGAGAGUCACCUAUUGGUAUGUUUCCUCAAACGCUAUUACUGUGACUGGAUAACCAACACCUAUGUCAAGCCUUUUGUAGUUCUCUUUUACCUUAUUUAUAUUUCCUUUGCCUUAAUGGGCUAUCUGCAGGUCAGUGAAGGGUCAGACCUUAGUAACAUCGUAGCAACCGCGACGCAAACCAUUGAGUACACUACUGCCCAGCAAAAGUACUUUAGUAACUACAGUCCGGUGAUUGGGUUUUACAUAUAUGAGUCCAUAGAGUACUGGAACACUAGCGUCCAAGAAGAUGUGCUAGAAUACACCAAGGGGUUUGUGCGGAUAUCCUGGUUUGAGAGCUAUUUAAAUUACCUUCGGAAACUCAAUGUGUCCACUGGCUUGCCUAAGAAAAAUUUCACAGACAUGUUGAGAAAUUCCUUCCUGAAAGCUCCCCAAUUUUCACAUUUUCAAGAGGACAUCAUCUUCUCUAAAAAGUACAAUGAUGAGGUUGAUGUAGUGGCCUCCAGAAUGUUUUUGGUGGCCAAGACCAUGGAAACUAACAGAGAAGAACUCUACGAUCUCCUGGAGACCCUCAGGAGACUUUCUGUCACCUCCAAGGUGAAGUUCAUUGUCUUCAACCCGUCCUUCGUGUAUAUGGAUCGAUAUGCCUCCUCUCUGGGAGCCCCCCUGCACAACUCCUGCAUCAGUGCUUUGUUCCUGCUCUUCUUCUCGGCAUUCCUGGUGGCAGAUUCUCUGAUUAACGUCUGGCUCACUCUCACGGUUGUGUCCGUGGAGUUUGGAGUUAUAGGUUUCAUGACUUUAUGGAAAGUAGAACUGGACUGCAUUUCUGUGCUAUGCUUAAUUUAUGGAAUUAACUACACAAUUGACAACUGUGCUCCACUGUUAUCCACAUUCGUUCUGGGCAAGGAUUUCACAAGAACUAAAUGGGUAAAAAACGCCCUGGAAGUGCAUGGGGUAGCUAUUUUACAGAGUUACCUCUGCUAUCUUGUUGGUCUGAUUCCUCUCGCAGCUGUGCCUUCAAAUCUGACCUGUACACUGUUCAGGUGCUUGUUUUUAAUAGCAUUUGUCACCUUCUUUCACUGCUUUGCCAUUUUACCUGUGAUACUGACUUUCCUGCCACCCUCGAAGAAAAAAAGGAAAGAGAAGAAAAACCCUGAAAACCGGGAGGAAAUUGAAUGUGUGGAAAUGGUGGAUAUUGACAGUACCCGAGUGGUUGACCAAAUUACAACAGUGUGAUAGAGUCUCUGCUUGUUAUAUUUUCACCCUAGGUCUUAUCGAGAGCAAAGAGAUUAUGUUACUGAAACAAAUUCAAAGUUGUUCUUUCUUUUUUAAGUAUAAGAAACAGACAUUGCCAAAGUAAAGGACAAGGGGGGAAAUGGGC
This is a messenger RNA of Panthera uncia (snow leopard), 2839 nucleotides long. It is a transcript of the gene PTCHD1, whose product is annotated as patched domain containing 1. NCBI's taxonomy places the organism in Eukaryota, Metazoa, Chordata, Mammalia, Carnivora, Felidae. The record is from RefSeq and is a predicted model, not a curated record. Gene Ontology annotation, biological process: cognition; chemical synaptic transmission. The transcript has 3 exons. Bases 28 to 2694 code for a protein of 888 amino acids. Gene Ontology annotation, cellular component: plasma membrane; synapse.